CCAUUCUGUAUAAUGAGUAAUGUUAUUUUGUGGGUAAUAAGUUAAAGUUUGAUUGCAAGACUUUUACCUGUAAUGGAGUAUUUUUAAAGUUUGGUAUUGCUACUUUUACUGGAGUAGAUUGUAUGAAUACUUCUAAUGGCUAAUGAGCAGGCUGUCAUAGGUGAGAUAAACUAAUUAAGUGGAUGGAGUAACGUUUGAAUUACAGAGUUUUAGUUGUGCAAUUGCUAAAAUUGUAUUUGCACUCCAUUUCAAAAUUGUUCAUCAAGGGUUAGGGUUAUGGCAUGUAUUAAUACUCCUCAAAAUUUAAGAGAUUGAGGACAUUUCUGUGUGUGUCUGUAUAUGUGUGUGGAUGAUCUUUACAGGAGCCAAGCUCUGAACAGUGGCGCCAUUGAUUUCCACCAACAGUAGCUGGGUGGCUGCAGUCCAGUCAUUGGAAGAAGGACAGAGGAGGAGUUUGGAAAGUAAACAUCAUUUGGCUUGACUCAUGCUCACAAAGGCCUCUUUCUGUCUCUCCAUCCCCACACUCUAGUGAGGACAGAAGCAGAGUUUUGGAUGCAGGUUGUAUGUUGGCUGCUGUGCCUUGGCCUGGCAGGGGCACUUGCUGUGCUGCAGAAGGACCAGGUGGCACAGCAUGCCAUCAAACUUUAUCGGAGUAAGGGGGCCACACACGGCCACAGCUGGGUGGCAGGCAAUUGCAAGCGGCUGGUGGGCCUCCUGCGUCAAAAGAAUGUGGUUGUCAAGAAACUGGCAGCCGCUGCUGAUGCUGUUGGACGAGACAGAGCACUUUCAGAUCCAGAGAGGCACUUCCAGGUUCACACCCUGGAGGUUUUUCAGAAGGAGCUGAAUGAGAGCGAGCACUUGGUGUUCCAGGCAGUGCACAGCCUGCAGAGAGCGCUGCAGGGAGACUACAAGGAUGUGGUCAACAUGAAGGAGAGCAGCAGACAGAGGCUAGAGGCCCUCAGAGAGGCAGCCAUAAAGGAGGAGCAGGAGUAUGUGGAGCUGGUGGCUGCUGAGAAGCACCAGCAGGAGGCUGUUAAGAGCGCACUAGCCCAGAACAAAACUCUGUCCAUGCUGGAUGAGAUCCUGGAGGAUGUCCGGAAGGCAGCAGACCGGCUGGAAGAGGAGAUCGAGGAGCACGCCUUCGACAACAACAAACAGAUGAAAGGAGUGAAUGUGGAGGCAGUGCUGAGAGUGGAGGAUGACGAUGAGAACGGAGGGAAGAGGAAGAACAAGUCCAAGCAGAAGGAAGUGGAAGAUGACCUGGGACUGAGCAUGCUCAUUGACUCGCUGAACAACCAGUAUGUCCUCACUAAACCACGAGAUUCCACAAUGCCAAGAGCAGACCAUCAUUUCAUCAAGGAUUUGGUGUCAGUGGUCAUGCUGUCUCUGCCCUGUGGUUGGAUUUGCACUCUGGUGGGUCUUCCUCCCAUGUUUGGAUACAUCAUCUGUGGGGUCCUGCUUGGUCCUUCUGGCCUCAACAGCAUCAAGUCUAUGGUCCAGGUGGAGACUCUGGGGGAGUUGGGUGUGUUCUUCACCCUCUUUGUGGUGGGAUUGGAGUUCUCACCUGAGCGCCUUCGAAAGGUGUGGAAGACGUCAGUUCAGGGUUCGUGCUACCUGAGUCUGCUCAUGAUUGGCGGCGGUUUGCUAUGGGGACAAGUCCUGCGUAUCCGACCCACCCAGACUGUCUUCAUCUCCACCUGUCUCUCCCUGUCCAGUACUCCAUUAGUGUCCCGCUUUUUAGCAGGGGGGAGCAGAGGGGAUAAGGAAGGUGAAAUGGACUACAGCAGCGUUCUCCUCGGGAUGUUGGUGAUGCAGGACGUUCAGCUCGGCCUCUUCAUUGCGGUCAUGCCCACUCUGAUCCAGGCGCAGAGCGGAGACUUGGACAGCAGCUUCCUGUUUGGAAGUCUCCGCGUGCUGUAUCUCCUGGCUCAGGUCCUGGUAUCUCUGGCUGCUGUGUUGCUGCUGUGCGCGCUACUCAAAUCAUUUGUGAUCAGCCCCUAUUACAAGAAACUGCACGCUGAGAGCAAAGGAAACAAGGAGAUCCUGGUACUGGGGAUGGCAGCGUUUGUCUUUUUCAUGCUGUCGAUAACAGAGUUUCUGGACGUUUCUAUGGAGCUUGGCUGUUUCCUAGCUGGAGCUUUGCUGUCCACCCAGGGUCACAUGGUCACCACAGAGGUCAUGGGAUGCAUCGAGCCCAUCAGAGAUUUCCUCGCCAUCAUCUUCUUCGCCUCUAUCGGUCUCCACGUGUUCCCUACGUUCGUGCUGUAUGAACUCACCAUCCUUCUGGUCUUAACACUCACACUCGUCAUUAUGAAGUUCGUGAUGGCUGUUCUGGUGCUGUCAGCGAUCUUACCUCCGAGCUCUCGACACAUUCGGUGGAUUGUCUCGGCUGGUCUGGCGCAGGUCAGCGAGUUCUCCUUUGUCCUGGGCAGCCGUGCGCGUCGGGCUGGCAUAAUCUCCAGAGAGGUGUACCUGCUGGUUCUCAGUGUCACCACUCUCAGUUUGCUGCUGGCACCAGUGUUGUGGAGAGUUACCACACACAAAUGGGUUCCCCGGUCCGAACGCAAAACUGUCACAUGACCAGACUGGUUUCAGGGCCAAAAUGUUACCAAGUAAUCUCAGCAACAUGACAAGAGGGAGACAAAAGCCCCUUACAGUAUGUUAACACACUCGACAAUGUGACAUGGCCUUUUUCAUGUGUGGACCAAAUGUUCGUCCUUUACUUCUUGCUUUGACAGACACCAAAACCUGGAUUUCUGAUUAAUUACUGGACUGACUGACUAAUUGAGGGAAAGAAAUAGUGGUGGGAAAGAGAAACACAGUAUCUGUAUCAUCUGUAAAUUGAUCUUUUCAACAGCUACAAUUUAAAUAAUUCCCUGCACAUUUAUCACACAGAGAAAACACUACCUUUGUAACCAGGGCCAUCCAUGUUACUUUGUUACAUUUACGUCUGUAUGCACUGUAGAAAGGACAUAGAUACAAAUUCUACCAUGUUAAAUUUGUGUCUAAACACAACAUGAAUCAGCCCCAACAAUCUUGAAGGCUUUAAAGUGUGAGUUUAAACCUGCAGUGCGGGAGUUUUCCUUUUAAAUGACCGUCCGUUACUGUCCGUCCAUCAAACAAGUUCACACAAUGCUGAUUAAGCACUGAUCACUACCAGAUUGUUUUCUCUGUAUUUCACAGUACACUGAGUUUUAAAAUCUUUCCUGCACUAGAAGAGCUGAAAGAGCACAUUCCUGUGCCAGGAAAUAGGCUACAAAUAGAUAAUUAUCUCAUCUGAUGACUCUAUCUGUUUUUCCCCCUCUGCCCUUAAUAGUGGGUGAGUGGGGUCACUGGUAUGCAGGCACCAACAGUGUCAACAGUGUUUAUGUAAUUACUUACAAUUCCAGAGGGGGGAGACAAAAGUCCCACACUCCAGUUUUAAAGCAUACUUUGAUUUGAAACACAUCUGUCUGACAAUUCAGUGGAGAAGCACAAAACACUCCUUCAGCUCUGAUGCUUUUGACACUAAAAAGUGUGCAUAAAGGAAAGGAAAAACUAAAAAAUGUUAAAUGUAUUUUCCAUCUCUACCAUUUGCAGCUCCUCAACAUAUAAAUAAUUUAGUUUUCUGUUGGCACUCAUUCUGUCUGCACUUCUCACAAAUGAAUCUUUUCCUCGUCACAUGGACCAACUCUGAGGGUCUAACUUAACUCCAUAUAUUGUUUCUUUUUUCAAGUAAAGUGUUUAUAUUUUUAUGUAUACAUACAUGUUUUUUUUAAUAGGGAAGCGCCUUUAUAUGAUAUAAAAAUAGCUUCCAUCUUCUCUCCUGAUAUUUACUGUACCAUACUGAUAUAUAGUUUGUUGCAGGUGGUAGACUGACUCUGAUUGAAGUUCAAACCUUCUAUCAGCUGUAUUUAAUAGAUGAUGUUUAUAGUUUAUUUUGAUCAUUGUAAUACUGUGAAUUUUGUUGUGAUGACACAUCCUAGUGUUACCAUAAAAACUACAAUUAAAACUAUAAACAACUUUAUUUAGUUACUGCUGGAGGCGCUCAUUUCUUGUCAAAUCUAAGAAAAUUAUAGUACAAUGCACAUCAGUAAAAAAAGGAACGGAGAUAAGUGAAAACUAUGUUAGGUAGCAGCUGACAACAACUACAGAAAAUACUUAAUCUGCUGAUGUUACAUUAACAGAAGAAGGUAAAUCUUGCACUAGUUACCGUUGAAUGUCAAACUGAUGUGCCUGCUCAGCUCCUCACUGCACUACAAAAGUGCAAUCUCAUUGCGAGUGAGCACCUCUGUGGCAUCUUGUGCUGUAAAUGUCCUUGUCUAAUCUUUCAUAAUGUGCAAUGUAAAUGUGUGUAGUGCUGUUUGUUAUUUUAUGUUUCAUAUUAUUUUUAUGAAGUAUGUUAACAGGAAAAGGAAUUUGAGUUUACAUGUUUGUGUUGGUGGCCGUGACUGAAGCUUCCACUUGCAAAGAAGUGUUGUCCUGAUCAAAUGUAAAUGUAUUUUUAAAUAAUUUAAUUAAAUCAUUUUAUUUAUUAAAAAGCAAUGAAACAAGUACUUCUCAGUUUUACUAUGU
This is a messenger RNA of Scomber japonicus (chub mackerel), 4554 nucleotides long. RefSeq names its product transmembrane and coiled-coil domains 3 (gene slc9d1). Gene Ontology annotation, biological process: proton transmembrane transport; potassium ion transmembrane transport. The coding region runs from base 553 to 2580 and encodes 675 amino acids. The record is from RefSeq and is a predicted model, not a curated record. Gene Ontology annotation, molecular function: potassium:proton antiporter activity. Gene Ontology annotation, cellular component: membrane. The transcript is spliced from 14 exons. Lineage: Eukaryota; Metazoa; Chordata; Actinopteri; Scombriformes; Scombridae.